GCCACUUUCUAGUUUGACGCAUGCGCCUGAGUUCUCUGCAGGGCUCCUCUUCUGCCAGAUAGUGAGCACUCCUUGCCCCUCUCAUGGUGCCACAUAGUGAGCUGCCCCUCCAUGGCGGCAUCUGAGGGGUGUUAGAGGGGAGGCACCAAACUCAGGCACAGAUACCGCUGGACUUCUAGUUCGGAAUUGCACAAUGUCUUAACUCAUCUCCGUUCUGUAAAGUUGGGGGAAAUAAACAGUCUGACGCCGGUGGGGGCAGCAUCCACCCACCAUUCUCCAUCGCCGCUUCCAUCACUGCUCAGAUACCCUAGUGACAGGAGAAGGUCCCUUGGGUUCCUUUCUCCAUUCCUCAGGAGUUAUCAAGCUGGCGAUGUCGCGAGUACCCAGUCCCCCUCCCCCAGCUGAGAUGUCCAGUGGCCCUGUGGCAGAAAGCUGGUGCUAUACUCAGAUUAAAGUCGUAAAGUUUUCCUACAUGUGGACCAUCAACAAUUUUAGCUUUUGCCGAGAGGAGAUGGGAGAGGUGAUCAAGAGCUCAACCUUCUCUUCAGGCGCCAAUGAUAAACUCAAAUGGUGCUUGCGGGUUAAUCCCAAGGGACUGGAUGAGGAGAGUAAAGAUUAUCUAUCUCUCUACUUACUAUUGGUCAGUUGUCCAAAGAGUGAGGUGCGUGCCAAAUUCAAAUUCUCCAUUCUAAAUGCCAAAGGAGAAGAAACAAAGGCAAUGGAGAGUCAACGUGCCUACCGGUUUGUCCAGGGGAAGGACUGGGGCUUCAAGAAAUUUAUCCGCAGGGACUUUUUACUUGAUGAGGCCAAUGGCCUGCUUCCAGAUGACAAACUAACACUGUUCUGUGAGGUUAGUGUGGUGCAGGAUUCUGUCAACAUUUCCGGCCAGAACACAAUGAACAUGGUCAAAGUCCCAGAAUGCCGCCUUUCAGAUGAACUCGGAGGACUGUGGGAGAAUUCUCGUUUCACCGACUGCUGUCUCUGUGUGGCUGGUCAAGAAUUUCAGGCACACAAAGCCAUCCUGGCAGCGCGGUCUCCUGUGUUUAGCGCCAUGUUUGAACAUGAAAUGGAAGAGAGCAAAAAGAACCGUGUGGAGAUAAAAGACGUGGAACCGGAUGUGUUUAAAGAAAUGAUGUGUUUCAUCUACACGGGGAAAGCCUCCAACCUUGAUAAAAUGGCCGAUGAUUUAUUGGCUGCAGCAGACAAGUAUGCCCUGGAACGCCUGAAAGUGAUGUGCGAGGAAGCGCUGUGCAGUAACCUGUCGGUAGAAAAUGCAGCAGAAAUCCUGAUCUUGGCCGACUUACACAGCGCGGAUCAACUGAAAACACAGGCUGUGGACUUCAUCAAUUACCACGCCUCUGAUGUCAUGGAAACGUCGGGAUGGAAGUCUAUGGUGGUCUCUCACCCACACCUGGUAGCAGAAGCAUAUCGCUCACUAGCAUCCGCCCAAUGCCCCUUCCUGGGGCCUCCACGCAAACGCCUGAAGCAAUCCUAAAGCUCUUCAGUGGAAAACCCAACGUUUCUCCUGGAGCCACUCUACUUUUCCUCAAAGCAUGAGAGACAUUGGUGGGGGAGAUUGAUUGGAGGUUCCGGUCUUGACCUCCCCCGCGUUGUGCGAUCCGCCACCCUACUCCCCGUGCCGCGUUGGCUGGACCGAGCCUCCUCGCUGCCAUUUUUCCGAGUGAGGAGCAGGGGCCAUAGUGGAUGUGCCCUGAACUGCGGAAUAAAAUUGAAUAUUUUAUGGGUGGCCGACGUGUUUAAGACUGGGACUUUCCUGUUAUUUAUAAAGACAGAGCGCAGCUUUAAUUAGCCAGUUGCAUUUUUUCUGUCUCUUUGGACAUUGGAAAUAGAGAAAUUUAAGGGCUCAGCAUUUUCCGCACCUCCCCCCCCCCAAAAAAAAGGACAGAGUUGCAGACGGGCACAAUUUAUGCCAUUUACUCUGGGAUGUUUUACUUUAUUUGAUAUGCUUUUCUUAUUCCUUUCCCCCCCAUAACUUUUAUUUAA
Messenger RNA from Xenopus laevis (African clawed frog), 2004 nucleotides. RefSeq names its product speckle type POZ protein S homeolog (gene spop.S). Gene Ontology annotation, cellular component: nucleus; nuclear speck. The record is from RefSeq and is a predicted model, not a curated record. Lineage: Eukaryota; Metazoa; Chordata; Amphibia; Anura; Pipidae. The coding region runs from base 371 to 1495 and encodes 374 amino acids. Gene Ontology annotation, biological process: proteasome-mediated ubiquitin-dependent protein catabolic process; protein ubiquitination. The transcript has 11 exons.